UGGUGAUAAGGUUUUCAAAUCGAGCGUUAUCAUUUAUCUGAUUGGCUGCUGUGUUUUGUGCUGACCCACCGUUUGAUUCUAAGUGCUUACGGUCUGUCCUUGUAUUCUUAAAGCUCUUCCUUUGCGUUGAAGUGAUCAGGGGUGUUUCUGAUCUUCGAUGACUCGGGAUUACCAAUGCCAGAUAACAAAUGUGACGAAUCAUUUGCUAAGAAUAACAGCAAUACUGCGACAUUUACUCGUCCUUUGCAUGUAAUUACACAAUACUCGAGAGCGGAUGUUUCUGACGUGCAUUCACUUGAUCUCAAGAGCUGUUCCUUGUCACUUCGUAAUGUUGUAUCCCAAGAAGUUUGCUACCAACCUUGGACCGUUCGAGCUGUGGAUACAUCGGAGUUUGAGAAGCUCCUAGAACAUCUUGGUAACAAUGGCUCUACACCAGUGACUCCGACCAGUUUUUUGAACCCGAACAACAUAACAGAAGAUCAGGAGUUGUUUGCAGAGUGA
Messenger RNA from Schistosoma guineensis, 501 nucleotides. Lineage: Eukaryota; Metazoa; Platyhelminthes; Trematoda; Strigeidida; Schistosomatidae. The record is from the annotation of a GenBank genome assembly.